Brassica oleracea var. oleracea is the source of this 2280-nucleotide messenger RNA. RefSeq lists its product as uncharacterized. Gene Ontology annotation, biological process: regulation of gene expression. NCBI's taxonomy places the organism in Eukaryota, Viridiplantae, Streptophyta, Magnoliopsida, Brassicales, Brassicaceae. Bases 1428 to 2111 code for a protein of 227 amino acids. Gene Ontology annotation, molecular function: RNA nuclease activity. Gene Ontology annotation, cellular component: peroxisome. The record is from RefSeq and is a predicted model, not a curated record. The transcript is spliced from 5 exons.
GUAUCCGAAAUACUACCAUUCAAAACAAAACCAUUGAUUGGAUUCAUUUGAAAAGAGCAUAAGAUCUGAGAAAGAAAGAAAGAAAGAAAGAAAAAACACUCAAAAGUUCAUAACUAUUUAUAAACAGUUAAAAAUGAAGUCGAUCGUCGUGAUCCUCCUUACGUACCUUCUCCUUGUUGCGCCUUGCUUCGCUAUCGGUAGUACCUUCAAAUAUACUGAGAACACGAAUUCGGAUGUGUACGAGAUCGAUUACAGGGGUCCGGAGACACAUAACUCUAGACCUCCACCAGAGACUUUACAUGGCAAGCGACCGUUCAUCCACCAUAAAACCUCCGCCGCUGGAUCCGCCGGCGCUCAUGUUGGAGGACAGAACUAGAGAGAGAUUUUUCUAAAGAAGAGGACAGGGACUCGGAAGCUGUAAGUGAAAGUGGAAGUAUAUGAGUGUGCGAUAAGGUUAAUGAUGCGGGUACAUAAUUAUUUAUACAAUACAUAUGAUCAUCAAUGUUAUCAUGUCCGGUAUUUUAUUCAUGUACCGUUCUAUAUAUCUUUAUUUUUAUUUUUAUAUUUUUGGGUCUGAAUCUCUUGGAAGAAAGUUCAAAAUUAAUUCCGGGUAAUGUGUCGCCAUAUGAAUAUCAGUGUCAUUCUCAGAUCUUUGAAUCAUUGUCUGUUCGGUUGGGGCUUAUCUUGGGCUAAAAAUUAUGGAUAAAUAUGAGAAAACGAUAUGUAAUAUAUAUAAAUAUUUUAGUUUUUAUAUAUAUUAAAUGUCUUACAUGCCAGAUUACAAAUAAUAAUCUUACAAUAGACGUCAUCAAAAUAUGUAUUACAAUACAUUAUAUUUAUGUAUAUAUCUUGAUCAAAUGGCAUGGUUCCUCCAAGCAUUCAUUCAUUGGUGCAGGAUGUACAGAAAACACUUUUAAUUGACGACGUCUUUAAUUAAUUUGUUGUCUCUCUAUUAUUUCAUUACAGUUGUAAAUAAUAUGAAAGUUAAAAUCCACAGCAUUGUUUGUAAAAGAGUAGUAUAUGAUAAUUAACAUUAGAAUUCAAUACAUGUGAUCAUAUCGAGUAAUAUAAGACAUUGGAUCCGUGGGAUCCACUUUAUCAGAAGUGAGCCCACUGCGCUUAAUCACGACCUCAAUCAUUUCGUUUAAAAAAUUGGAUCAUGUGUACUAUCAGAUGGUCAUAACCACUUUAUCAAAGGUUUUCAGCCUUUUAAAAAAAAAAAAGUUUUACAGGGCCGGGCCUGGGUACGGUGGUACAUUGGGGAUCCCUUCCGUUACUGAAUUGUAUCGGAAGAAGAAUUUGAUUGGGCUUCCGAAACAUUCUUCGUUUAGGCUUGAAAAGUUUGUGGCCCACUUGGUCUGACUCAUCUCACCCGACGGGUAUAAUUAAGAAUACACUCUUAAUUUACUUUUCUAAGUCUCAAAACCAUGUCGGGAAAAAGCGUUGUGGUCUUCUGGUGCUUGAAGGAUUGCCCAAUCCCUGAAAGUCUGAAUCCUGGGUUGGUUUGUGCGAAUAUAAAAAAAUCUCUUGAGAAAAAGGGUUAUGAUGGAUUGUUGUCAAUCAAGGCUUAUUAUGACAAGGAAACGUUCAGUGAUGAAUUGUUUGCUAAGAAGUAUCGGGAUGCCGGAAUCGACCUCAUUCCGGUUCCUGCAGGUGGUAAAACUGCGAGAGAUUAUAAGAUGAUGUGGGAUAUCAUUUUGUGUGGAGUGGACAAUGUUAAAGGAAUCGAUUUCUUGGUAAUCCUAAAGCCCGUAGAACCUGAGUUUUUGCUUACUCUUUCCUAUUUGGAACCUAGAGGCUACAAUGUUAUCUUAGCAUCUCCUGAUAAGGAGGUCGCCUCAGAGUUCAUACUUAGAUCUGUAAGCUCGGUUUGGCUUUCGACAAGCCUAUUGGAACAGGGAGACCUUGACGAACUAUCCAACAUCCGCAUUACCAACUUUGAUGACUUCAAUUCACCACAAGAGUUGGAGGCUUUGGGGACGGUGAGACUCAAGAUUGAGCUUCAGUCACGUCGAAUGAAAUGUGGAGGGACUUUGCAAGCUCGAGCAGCAAGGCUCUUCUUACUUAAAUCAACACCACUCGAUAAGCUCCCAAAGAAAUUCAAAUGCUAGUUUAUAAAUGUUUUUUUUUUAUCAAAACACUUGUUGAGCUUUGGCUUUUCAAACUCUUGUAACUUAAGGUGUUUAUCAUCCUCUGUGACUUUUCUUCAGCUUCUUGCAACUAAACAUCCUUUGUUAACAAACAUAUAUUUGUCGCCUAAAUAUUUUAUAAUUCAGCUAA